Messenger RNA from Sungouiella intermedia, 1425 nucleotides. The record is from the annotation of a GenBank genome assembly. Lineage: Eukaryota; Fungi; Ascomycota; Pichiomycetes; Serinales; Metschnikowiaceae.
AUGCCUCUAGCCAAUGGAGAGCACCACUCCUACGUGGCGCAUGGCACAGGUAUAUCAAGAGAAGUCUCAAGUGAAAGUGACAGCGAGUUUGAGGAUACCAAUAUCGAGACGCCUGUAGCGCUACGGGAAACAUCAAGGUCGUUCGGUGAAGGAACCUAUACCAGAACAACGACUACGAUUCCUUUGAAAAAUGACUCAACGAAACAUACAAACAUAUCUACGCCUACGCGGACAAGAAAAAGAAAGGCUCUGGUAUCGUUUUCCGACGAAGAAAGGGAACUCAUACGGACAGAAAAGCUCAUUUCAGACAACAACGAGUUCAGUCCUCAUGGAGAGGCAGGUAGUCCGGCCAGGCGGAUGCGGUUGACGAGCUUGGAGACUCUGGGGCCAUUGCAACCGCCAACUUCGGAACGGCAGAACUUUAAGAGACGUUCUUUAGAUAAAGAUAUUGAAUUCGAUGUCUCUGAUACAGAUCUGCCGGAAAAGGGCAACAAAAGUGUGGGGAACAUCCCAAACAACUCGGUUCGGUACGAUGAGUACAAACAGACGGUUACUAAGACUCCACAGCGGCUGUCGCCGUUGAGAAAGGAGAUCAUCCCAUCGUCCAGCAGCGUGAAGUCUGCAGCGGAGCAAGUGGCAGAAGAAAUCGUGACAAGUGGAGCUAUCCGGUUGAAAACGGCGAAGGAAAUCAUCGCCCAGAUCAACAGCAGUAUCGAUAAGAUGAGGGAAAAGGAGGGAAUUUUGGUCAGUGAUGAUUCUGAUUCGGAUGAAGAGAUUUUGCGUCAAAUAGACUCGUUUCUUCCAUCUAGAAAAGAUGAGACCACAAAACUGGAAGCUCCAAUGAAAAUUGUACCGAAGGAGACAAUACCAAAAGAAAAUACUUCAAGAGUUGUCACGACUCCGCUUGGGUCGCCUUCUAGGGCAGGUGAUUACCGUUCAAUAUCUUCUCUAUUGGCUUUUAAUGAGAGAAAGGAGGCGGAAGAGAAGGAGAAGUUGAACCCAUUGGACAUGCACAGUACAUCCAAAGCUCUGCCUGUUCUCCUUUCUCCCAAGCCGAUCUCCCCGAAAUUGGCAACCAUCACCGGUGACGAAGAACCCGAAACCCAUGAAAUAAAUGGUGAAUUUGAAAACGAAACCGAAACCAAACCUCGAAGCUCCAAAGUAUCUCGAAAAAGAGCUUCAGCAACCAAUAGAAAACUCUCAGGCAGGUACGCAAGAGAUGUUCUCCGCAAACGAAAGCUAAUCGAGAAACCUGGAAAGUACGAAAGUUGGCUGUAUGACAAGUGGGACAAGCUCAAGAGACUCGUGGAGCUGUCUAUUCCUAAUAAAGUGAUCAUCAAUAAUCCCACCGUAUUAAAGGAACUCGGGUGCAAGGACAAGGAAGAGCUUGCACAGCGGAUCGGAUUUCUCUCUCGUAAGAGAUGA